This is a messenger RNA of Rhododendron vialii, 1761 nucleotides long. Its product is annotated as protein TIFY 4B-like. The transcript is spliced from 9 exons. NCBI's taxonomy places the organism in Eukaryota, Viridiplantae, Streptophyta, Magnoliopsida, Ericales, Ericaceae. Bases 234 to 1238 code for a protein of 334 amino acids. Gene Ontology annotation, cellular component: nucleus. Gene Ontology annotation, biological process: regulation of defense response; response to wounding; regulation of jasmonic acid mediated signaling pathway. The record is from RefSeq and is a predicted model, not a curated record.
UUGCAGCCCCAAAUCCAACAGAUGGAAAAAAGCCUUUGAACCAAGAAAGAGGCGACGCCGCGGCCAAAUUCCCACACUCCACUCUCUCUCCCCCGAAAAACCCCCAUACUUGGAAACAUGAAUUUACCAAAAGAAAAUCAACCCACGUCCACCGAUCUCUGAAUUUCUUACGGAAAACCGGAGCACACUGUCAACGGGGGAGGAGUCAAUAAUUGCCCGGAAUCUGGCCUACCAUGUCGACGGAGGAAACGGUUUCCCGGUCACCACUCGACAAGCCUCUUCACCUACUCACUGAAGAAGACAUUUCUCAGCUCACUCGCGAAGACUGCCGCCGUUACCUCAAAGAGAAAGGGAUGAGACGACCGUCGUGGAACAAAUCGCAGGCGAUCCAACAAGUCAUCUCGCUCAAGACGCUCCUCGAAACGUCGUCAGAUUCGGACGCCGUCACUCGGAAGAAGUUGCACAUUCCCCGCCCUGAUAAUCUACACCGUGUCCACAGAUCAACUGGCAGUGCACCACUUAUAGUACCGGCUGAAGAGUCUCCGUGCCGGAGAAAAGAUCCAGAGAGAAACGAUCGUUCCGACCACGGUUGGCUUGUCGACGGCAGCGACUCAAGUCCUCCGAGAACUGCAGGUGAAGCAAAUGGCCCAUUAGGACAAAUGACAAUAUUCUAUUGCGGGAAAGUGAAUGUCUAUGAUGAUGUGCCAGUUGAUAAGGCACAAGCACUAAUGCAGCUUGCUGCAAGCCCCCUCCAAGUACCUCUGGAAGUUCCAUUUGAUGGAAGUGCGGCUAGACAACCAUUGCCAUGCCAUUUACAGGCUGCAAGUGGUAGAGUAGGCCCAGAUACUCCUGUUGUAAUAUUGCCAACACAAGCAGUGAACAUGAGUGAUAACUGUUGGCCGAGUAGGGAGGAAAGUGGAAUAUGUCGCGAAGAAAACACCGCAGCUGAAGUUCCUGGAAGCAGAAAAGCUUCGGUACAAAGAUAUCUUGAGAAGCGAAAAGAUAGGUUCAAGAGCAAGAGAAAGGUAGCAACCCCUCCAUCUGCUAGCUUGGAUGUUUACUUAAAUCCUCAGAUGGGGAAUCAGACCCAGAAUGAGCGCUCAAACAGGAGUGAUGCAUGCUCCUCACCCCAAAUCAGACCACCCAACACCCCUACAAGAAGCAGCUCAGCAGAUGAUAAUUUAGUAAAGAGUACCAAUUUUCCAGAUGGUCUGAAUGAGAAAGAUAUGCGUGAAUGAACUCGAGGCAGAUGGUCUUGAUAGCCAUGUCUGUGUUUAUCUUUACACUUGUAUAAGCACGUACCGGCCCCUAGCAGAGAAUAUGUCCAGUGAAAAUGACAAUGGAUGCCUAAAAUUUUAAGCUUCCUUGUAAGUCUUCAUAUCCGGCUAUAUUUGAAGAAAAGAGUCCCAUAUCUGUUUGUUUCCCGCGCAUCUUACCUUCGCAAACUAGAGAUACUUCUGAGAAGUUGUUCCGUGGAGAAUUUUAGGGUAAGACCUUCUUUAGGGACUGGCUGAAGAGUGAAGAGUCCAUAUUUUGCUUCAGGGGCUUCCAUUAGAGUACCUUACGGAAACUCUGAGCAUGGACGUUUCUAGCCAUCCACAGAACAUGGGCAGCCCUGAGCCAGAUUGCAGUGGUAUUUCUAUUGUUACUAUAGUAAUAUUCAUCAUGGUCAAUGUCUCUAAUUUGAGGAAUGAGAAAGCAAGUUUAUGAAUUAAUGUAGUGCCUCGGAAGCAAUUCCUGUAAUGGUCGGUUUUUCUCCUC